GGACCAAAUGGAGGGGUUGACUUUAUUGUUGACGAUUUGUCCGUCAUGCCAAUAGCUAAGGAUUGGAACUGGCGCCAUGAAUCAGAUGCCAACAUUAACAAGUUCAGAAAAAGUAACAUUGUUAUUACUGUACACACCCACGGAUCUGUAGAUUUGAAUCAGGUAGAAGUCGAGAUCAAGCAGACAAAGAAAUCAUUUCCUUUCGGGACAGCCAUUUCCAGCAACGAGUACUACCAUGGUGAUACCAGAUACCAAAACUUCGUAAAUCAACAUUUUAACUGGGCUGUUUCAGAGAGCUGGCUAAAAUGGCACAUGAUGGAACCACACAGGGGUCAUAUUAAUUAUGACACACCAAUAAGAGCAAUUAAAAAACUUCGACAGCAUGGAAUCAAAGUACGUGGACACAACAUUAUUUGGUCAGCAACGAAAUAUGUCCAAGAUUGGGUGAAAGCUCUUUCCGGAAACGAACUCAAGAAGGCAGUACAUGACAGAAUCACCGGUGUUGUCGCCAAAACCAAGGACCUCGUGGAACACUGGGACGUGAAUAACGAAAACCUUCACAACUUCUAUUACCAAAACAAACUGCAUGACAUAAACUACAACCUCGAUGUAUUCCGCCAAGCCCACCAGGCAGCGCCAAACGUCAAGAUGUUCCUCAACGAAUACGACGUGGUAGCUGGAGGAGGUACAACGGAGGCGUAUCUAACCCAAGCUCUGAAGUUCAAGCACGCUAACGUUGGACUGUAUGGCUUAGGAGUACAAUCUCAUUUUAAUCACCAGGCUCCAGAUCCAGCACUUGUCAAGAGUCAUCUUGACACACUUGCUCAGGCAGGCCUUCCAAUCUGGGUGACGGAGUUGGACUUUCAUAUUAACGAUGAACACACACGGGCAGACGCCUAUGAAAUGGCUUUGAGAUUAUUCUACGGUCACCCUGCUGUCGAAGGCAUCAUGCUUUGGGGAUUCUGGAGUGAACAUCGCUGGGGUGGAAAAACAUCUGCGCUAGUUAGCGGACAGGAAUUCAGAAUCAACCCAGCUGGACAGAAAGUCUUGCAUCUGUUUGAGAAGGAGUGGAUGACUCACGAGACCCACAGGUUGUCGCAGUCAGGAAAACACUUCACAGUGCGCGCCUUCCACGGGGACUACGAGGUGCACGUGCGCUACAGAGGCCGUGAAGUCACCGACCAGAGACAGACGUUUACUCUGGGAAAAUCUGCACACACCAUCAACCUGCACGUCUCACAUUAGAUGUGUUAAUAAAAUCAUGUCAAAUUAUUCACUUAUUGUCUUGACGUUGCACUUGAUUGGAGAAUUGCACAUAACAAUUUAACUUUAA
This is a messenger RNA of Gigantopelta aegis, 1333 nucleotides long. RefSeq names its product anti-sigma-I factor RsgI6-like. The coding region runs from base 46 to 1245 and encodes 399 amino acids. The transcript is spliced from 9 exons. The record is from RefSeq and is a predicted model, not a curated record. Gene Ontology annotation, biological process: carbohydrate metabolic process. Lineage: Eukaryota; Metazoa; Mollusca; Gastropoda; Neomphalida; Peltospiridae. Gene Ontology annotation, molecular function: hydrolase activity, hydrolyzing O-glycosyl compounds.